Messenger RNA from Myripristis murdjan (pinecone soldierfish), 1083 nucleotides. RefSeq names its product NADH:ubiquinone oxidoreductase subunit A8 (gene ndufa8). The coding region runs from base 135 to 653 and encodes 172 amino acids. Gene Ontology annotation, cellular component: respiratory chain complex I. Lineage: Eukaryota; Metazoa; Chordata; Actinopteri; Holocentriformes; Holocentridae. Gene Ontology annotation, biological process: mitochondrial electron transport, NADH to ubiquinone. The transcript is spliced from 4 exons. The record is from RefSeq and is a predicted model, not a curated record.
GCCGGAGCGCGGCUGCUAGCAGGCGCAGUAAACUGACCUUCCUCACGGCCUCGUCGCUCGUCCUGCAGCCAGACGGGGACCUUGAAUGUGUCUGAGCAACAGAGCUAGCUUCUUUUCGUUUGUUUGACUGUGCCAUGGCCACCACGGUGGAGAUCCCCACCUACCAGGAGCUGAGUGUGGACGAGAUCAAUGUGUCCUCUGCCGUGCUGAAGGCUGCUGCUCACCACUUUGGCUCCCAAUGUGACAAACCAAACAAGGAGUUCAUGCUCUGCCGCUGGGAGGAGAAGGACCCCAGGAAGUGUCUGGAAGAAGGGAGGAAAGUCAACGCGUGUGCACUCAACUUCUUCAGGCAAAUCAAGGGGAACUGUGCUGAGUCCUUCACGGAGUACUGGACCUGUUUGGACUAUUCGAACUUGGCGGAACUGCGUCACUGUCGUAAGCAGCAGAAAGUCUUCGACGACUGUGUCCUUGACAAGCUGGGCUGGGAGAGACCUGAGCUGGGAGACUUGUCCAAGGUGACCAAGGUUUCAACCUCCCGGCCCCUCCCCGAGAACCCCUACCACUCUAGGCCACGUCCCGAGCCCAACCCAGCCAUCGACGGCAAACUGGAGCCCUCCAAAUAUGGCAGCAGGCUUUUCUUCUGGAACUGGUGAGGCAGAGGACAGAGCCAGUCAGCUCAGCCGGCUGCCAUGCCACGGGCCCUGUCCGGAAACAACCAUAUCCUGUCGACUCUCUACGCAGCUGAUAGUGCAUUGAUGAUUCCUUAAAAAGUUCAAAUCUCCCAGGUGCAAGCGCAUGCAAUAAGGCUGCAGUUCAACCUUAGCCUUGACUUCUAAAAAACAGGUUAUAGCACCAUUAUCUGUGUAAGGUCUGACAGGUUGAUUUUGGACAGGGCACGUGCCCUAAGGUGACCCCAGCUACUGUACACCCAGCGUCAUCACACUUGAUGGAAGGAUGGUUGUGUGAACAAAGUUCAUUAAUCCAUACAGCUUUCCUGACCCCUUAUGUAAAUGUAAUGAGUGAAGAAAUGCAAGACACUCUUAUGGUUGUUGUUAAUUAAUAAUAAAGGUAUAUAAAAAUACA